This is a messenger RNA of Botrytis sinoallii, 648 nucleotides long. RefSeq lists its product as uncharacterized. The record is from RefSeq and is a predicted model, not a curated record. The transcript has a single exon. Lineage: Eukaryota; Fungi; Ascomycota; Leotiomycetes; Helotiales; Sclerotiniaceae. Bases 1 to 648 code for a protein of 215 amino acids.
AUGUGUAUAGCCGCCAACGCCGCUAGAUACUACUGCGAUAAUGAUAGGGUUCAUCACAGAUAUCAGCCCAAUCAAUGGUGGCACGCAUGUGAUCAGCAUCCGAAUCCGGCACUUCGAAACUCACGCUACCUAGAAACACCACAGGAACCGCCAUGUCCUGUUACUCAAAACCCCCCUUUGCCAGAUGAUGUUUGUCCCAAACACCGGCUGGAUUACGGUGAUCUACGAGCCAACAAAAUACAGAGCCACAUUACCGAACUACUCGCACUGGUGCUUGAAGCUGGCAAUAACCGUUGUCUCGCUACGGGAGCCCCGAACAUAAGAGAGCACAUUUUCUUCGACGUCGAACGAUAUUCCGACUAUCUCCAACCGACACCGCGGCCAGGCGAUCAAUACAGAAACUAUGGAGACCAUCCCAGUCAUCCGCCACGUCCAUGGCGUUUGAAUCCGGAACAAGAUCGCUUGUACAAUUAUUCACCCACUCUUAGGAGACUGGAAAGAAGUUGGAUCCGGGACGACAUUGAGUCCGAGUACAACAAACCUCAUCCUAAUAGGGAUAAGAUGACCUGCCUUGUAUUUCAACUUUUUCGUGCAAAGAUUGAAUAUCAAGAGGCGUGGGCGACGUUGAAUGAUCCUCGUCUUCCAUAA